UAAAAAGCUAUUUUGUUUAUUAAAUAUUAAGACAAUAUAUUAUUAUUAUUAAUUAAAUAAUUAGCUAUAAUUAUUUGCGUGAAUUAAAGUGACUUUCAAGUUUAAAAACAAAAAGGUUUUACUUAACUUUUGAUGUAAAAAAAAUUGAGUAAAUAUUGUUUACAAAAUUUGGCGGGAUACCAGAUAUUUAAUACAAUUAUUUAUUUAAUAUAAAAAUAAUACAAUAAUUAUAAAUUAUUGUUGAAUUUUGAUUAAGAUUCUGAUUAAUUAUCAAAAUGGCAACAAGAGAACUCAUGCAGCCCAUCAGGGUAUCUGAAAUGAUGGGAAUCACCAGAAGUGGUGGCAGAAAACCUGAGUCUGAAAAAAAAUAUUUACAACCAUUGAGAGUUAAGGAUUUAUUGGAAUCAAACACAAAAUCUUGUUCACGUACUGGAGAACGUUUAAGAAAGACAAAAUUUAUUCCACCAAAUCGUAAAGUUCGUAGACAAUUGUAUGAUGGUUCACCAGCACAAGAAUCACGUUAUUCAUAUCAUCCAACAGCAUCAACACGUCAAUCAGUAUACCAAGCAACAUCAAAAACAUCAAUAUGUCCACCAAAAAUAUCUGAAAUUAUAAAAAAAAAUACAAAAACACAAUUGCCAAGAAAAAGUCUUCUUACUCAGCCAAAUACAAUUGUCAAUAAAUUAAUUAAAAAACAAGAAGAACAAUUAAAAUCAACUAAAAAAAUGUCAAUUGUUACUGAAGAUCCAGCUGAAGAUAAUGAAUCAACACUUGAAAAACAAAAUAAAUCACAAAAUGAAAAAGAAAUUGAGUUAAUAAAUGUUGUUGAUGUUUGUACACCACGUGAUAUGAUUAAUCAUCAAUAUAAUUUAAAUCGUCCAACAGUUAUAAAGUGUGUUGUUACUGAACAGCUACGAAAAGUAGAAAAUGACUUGGAUGAAAUUAAAAUAAAUCAAAAGAAACUUGAAUCUAAUCAAGACUUAAUUUUAUCAAAAUUUCAAAUAAUAGAAAAUUUAUUAGUAAAACUAUGUCAAGCUUCAUCAAUAAAUAUUAAUUCAACAGAUGGUAAUAAAAUUUCAAAUGAUGAAGAUUCAAAGACAACAGAGUCAAAAGAUGAAGCAUCAAUUGACAAUGACAAAAAAAAUGAUUCAACAAUUAAAAUAAAUGAUAAUAAUAAGGAAAAUGAUAAUUCAAAUAGACGAUCAAGAUCAAAAUCAAUUAAUCCAACUGGUGAAAGACGUAGAUCAUUGCGUUUAUCAAUGAAAAAUGAUAGUUUUUCAAAUUUAGAAAAACAAUUAAAUAUUCAACAUACAAAAAAAGAUGAUAAUACAAAUGUUAAUGAGAAUGUCAAUCAAGUGACACCAGUUAAAAUGAAUUUACGUAAAUCAUCAGCUAAAAGUGAUAAACCACUUCGUGAAUAUUUGGCAAUGAAAGCAAGUAUGAAUUUCUUAGAAACACCAGAUGCUAAUCGUUUUAAAACACUUAUUGUUGAUGAUACACCUUUGAAACAAAGAACACUCAGACGUUCAAUAUCAAGUAAAUUAUUUGAUGAACUUCAGGAUCUUUAUCAUGAUUCUUCACCAGAUUCUAAUCACUAAUUUUUCAUUGUUAAAAAGCUUUUUUAUUAUUAUAUGUAUAUCUUGAUUUUUCGUUGGAUGAAAUAUUCUUAAAUAAUAUAUAAUAAUUAUAUGGAUUUUUUUAGUUUUUUUUUUUAAUAUAUAUUGUCUUUAGAUAAACUAUUUUUUAUUGCAUGUCAUAAUUUAUCUUAAUGAAUAAUGUAU
This is a messenger RNA of Aphidius gifuensis, 1781 nucleotides long. RefSeq lists its product as uncharacterized. The record is from RefSeq and is a predicted model, not a curated record. NCBI's taxonomy places the organism in Eukaryota, Metazoa, Arthropoda, Insecta, Hymenoptera, Braconidae. The coding region runs from base 276 to 1598 and encodes 440 amino acids. The transcript is spliced from 4 exons.